Paramisgurnus dabryanus is the source of this 6524-nucleotide messenger RNA. It is a transcript of the gene cul5a, whose product is annotated as cullin 5a. The record is from RefSeq and is a predicted model, not a curated record. NCBI's taxonomy places the organism in Eukaryota, Metazoa, Chordata, Actinopteri, Cypriniformes, Cobitidae. Gene Ontology annotation, cellular component: cullin-RING ubiquitin ligase complex. Gene Ontology annotation, molecular function: ubiquitin protein ligase binding. Gene Ontology annotation, biological process: ubiquitin-dependent protein catabolic process.
GCACAUUCACGUUUCAACAUCGACUGCGUGUGACCUAAUCCCGCACACUGCGUUCUAAACCGAAGUCUCGCGAGAGGUUCGUGAGAGGGGAUAAGUUAAGGAAACACGGCGAUGUCUAAUUUGUUAAAGAACAAGGGGUCCCUCCAGUUUGAGGACAAGUGGGAUCUUAUGCGCCCCAUUGUCCUCAAGUUGCUUCGCCAAGAAUCUGUAACUAAGCAGCAGUGGUUCGAUCUUUUCUCAGAUGUUCAUGCUGUUUGUCUAUGGGAUGACAAAGGACCAGCAAAGAUCCAUCAGGCCCUCAAAGAGGACAUCUUAGAUUUUAUUAAGCAAGCCCAAGCGCGAGUGCUCAGUCAUCAAGAUGACACAGCGCUCCUUAAGGCUUACAUCGUGGAGUGGAGGAAGUUCUUCACGCAGUGUGACAUUCUGCCCAAACCGUUCUGCCAGCUGGAGAUCACCUUGAUGGGCAAACAGGGCAGCAACAAGAAGUCCAAUGUUGAGGACAGCAUUGUUCGGAAGCUGAUGCUGGACACUUGGAAUGAAUCCAUCUUCUCCAACAUCAAGAAUAGACUGCAAGAUAGCGCAAUGAAGUUGGUCCAUGCUGAACGACUAGGAGAGGCGUUUGACUCUCAAUUGGUCAUUGGGGUCCGAGAGUCUUAUGACACAGAACAGAGAAUGAAAGCCACAGAGCCGCCACUGUUACUAGUGAACCUGUGCUCCAAUCCUGACGAUAAGCUGCAGAUCUACAGGGAUAACUUUGAGAAAGCCUACCUAGACUCCACUGAGAGGUUCUACAGAACCCAGGCACCAUCAUAUCUGCAACAGAAUGGAGUACAAAACUACAUGAAAUAUGCAGACGCUAAGUUAAGAGAGGAGGAGAAACGUGCACUACGGUAUUUAGAGACACGGCGUGAAUGUAACUCUGUACAAGCACUUAUGGAGUGUUGUGUGAAUGCACUGGUGACGUCCUUUAAAGAAACAAUCUUGGCCGAAUGUCCAGGCAUGAUCAAACGAAACGAGACAGACAAGCUGCACCUCAUGUUCUCACUGAUGGAUAAAGUGCCCAACGGGAUCGAGCCCAUGCUGAAAGAUCUAGAGGAGCACAUCAUCAGUGCAGGCCUGGCAGACAUGGUGGCGGCCGCUGAGACCAUCACAACUGACUCAGAGAAGUAUGUGGAGCAGCUUCUGACGCUAUUCAAUCGCUUUAGUAGAUUAGUGAAGGAGGCAUUCCAGGAUGAUCCGCGAUUCCUGACGGCCAGAGACAAAGCCUACAAAGCGGUUGUGAAUGAUGCAACAAUAUUUAAGUUGGAGCUGCCAUUGAAGCAGAAAGGGUGUGGACCGAAAGCCUUACUGAAUGGAAAAGAGCACCUGGACAUUCUGCUACAAACAACUCCUACUGUUCUCCAGCAAACAAAGGUGGGCCUUAAAACACAGCCAGAGUCAAAGUGUCCCGAGCUGCUAGCCAACUAUUGUGACAUGCUGCUAAGAAAGACGCCACUGAGCAAAAAACUGACCUCAGAGGAGAUCGAGCUCAAGCUGAAAGAAGUGUUGCUUGUGCUAAAAUAUGUUCAGAAUAAGGAUGUCUUCAUGAGGUACCACAAAGCCCAUUUGACGAGGCGUCUGAUUCUGGACAUAUCAGCAGACAGUGAGAUUGAAGAGAAUAUGGUUGAGUGGCUCAGGGAAGUCGGUAUGCCUGCAGACUAUGUUAACAAGCUCGCCAGGAUGUUUCAGGACAUCAAAGUGUCAGAAGAUCUCAACCAGGUUUUCAAGGAGAUGCACAAACACAACAAAUUGGCUUUACCAGCUGACUCUGUGAACAUAAAGAUUUUGAACGCUGGAGCGUGGUCACGCAGCUCAGAGAAAGUCUUCGUGUCUCUGCCCACUGAACUAGAAGACCUCAUCCCUGAGGUGGAAGACUUCUACAAGAAGAACCACAGUGGCCGCAAACUUCACUGGCACCAUCUCAUGUCCAAUGGCAUUAUCACUUUCAAGAAUGAAGUAGGGCAGUAUGAUCUGGAGGUCACAACCUUUCAGUUGGCGGUACUUUUUGCCUGGAACCAAAGACCCCGGGAGAAGAUCAGCUUUGAGAAUCUGAAACUUGCCACAGAGCUGCCUGAUGCUGAACUGAGACGAACCCUCUGGUCUCUUGUUGCCUUCCCAAAGCUCAAACGCCAGGUGCUGACAUAUGAACCUCAAGUGAGCUCUCCCAAAGACUUCACAGACAGUACAUUGUUUUUCGUUAACCAGGAAUUCUCUCUUAUAAAAAACUCCAAGGUUCAGAAGAGGGGGAAGAUAAACCUGAUUGGUCGAUUGCAGCUGACGACUGAGCGAAUGAGAGAAGAAGAGAACGAAGGCAUCGUCCAGCUUAGAAUAUUAAGAACGCAGGAGGCCAUCAUUCAGAUCAUGAAAAUGCGUAAGAAGAUCACAAACGCUCAGCUGCAAACCGAGCUGGUGGAGAUCCUGAAGAACAUGUUUCUUCCUCAGAAGAAGAUGAUCAAAGAACAGAUCGAGUGGCUCAUCGAGCACAAGUACAUCAAGAGAGACGAGACGGACAUUAACACCUUCAUCUACAUGGCGUAACUUCGAAACGACUCCGCAGAUGAUUCGCCGCCGUUUUGGGGAUGACGUACUUUUCGCAGGACCAGCAGCAGCGGCGGAGGGAUAGUGAUGUCUUGAAGAUACUGCUUGGGCUGCUGGUCUUCCAGCGUAGUGAUGACACCAGAAAAGUUCAUUUAAAAAAUAAAUAAAUAAAUCCCUGCCUUACCUUACAGCGAAGACACGAGAUGAGGAUAGGAGAUUUAAAAAAAAAUAUGAAUAAAGACAAAGGAUUAUAUUUUUGCCAUUGGUAGUCAGUAUGCAUGGUGGGCGGUUUGCCUUUAUUUGUGCACAUCUCCAGCAGCAUGCCGCCAGUGGGAAUGUCACAUUCAUCUGAGGACUUGUUUGUGUGUGCUGUGCUAGAGUGUUUUUCCCUCCUGAAUCCUCCGCGUGGAUCUCGUCACCCCGCCCGUCCUCGGCGCACAGCCUGGCUGAGAGCCGCCACGCCCGCUACUGCCGUGCGCACCGUCGCCUAGGGAUCCACUAGGGAGCAUGGCCUGGGAUGUAGGACCAGCAUUAGCACUUUUCACAAUAUCUGCCUAGUUUAUCAGCAUGGCUUUGUUUUAACAUUAUUUUCGGGUUGUUUUUCUUGUCUUUGGGUUUUAUUUGAAUUUGUUGUUGUUUCAUCAGAGUGAUGAGUUUCGAACACUUCAGGCUACCAAGCAAACAUUUCUGCACCUAUCCUUAGGCUACAAGAAAUUCAAACACAAAUUGGGCUUAAGCUUUAUUAAUGCCAGGAUUUGUACUGUAAGACGUCCUGGCAUCUAAAAAAGCUUUCAGAAAUUCAGGGUCCGCCGGCUCACGCGGCGGUUUCGGAUACGUUUUCGCAAGUGUUUGUUACGUAAGAAGUCUACACCUAGUCAGGAAGGUUUGCUAAUAUUUCUUUCAUUUCACGCAAAGCCAGAUGGAGACGGGCAGUGUGUUUUCUUUUUUGCUCCAUUGAUGCUGACUGAUUUAUUUCAGGGCUGUUUUCUUGUAAGGGCCCUGUAAUCAAGAGGGGGCCACUUAAGUCUUCUCAUUGUAGGGCCCGAAAUCAAAAAAUCCAUCAAAAGUUUGUCACUGCCACUUGAGUUUUAUAGACAACUCUCGCCCCAUUAUUGUUGAGUCUGCUCAACAUCUAAAGCACAGGGGUAUUGGCAAGCAUCGCUCCAACCUUAGGUAAAGUGGGACAGGAGACUAAUUUAAGAGUAGAUCGUUCUGCCUUCAUUUGUGGCUCGCGGCCCUCGCUAAUUACAUUUUGCCAAAGCAAAACACAGGAGUGCUGAUCUAAAAAUGAAAUAAAGUGGAUAAUGUAUUAAUUUUUUCUCCUUAACCUGGUUUUGAUGAAUUCAUGUGAUCUCAAAUUCUUUGCCACUUUAAUUUUACAUUCUAUUAAAGGGAUAGUUAACCCAAAAAUGAAGUUCUGUCAUCAGUUACCCUCAUGUUGUUCAAAACCUGUAUCAAUUUUGUCCAAUGUUUGUAACCAAACAUUGGGGCACCAUUGACUUCCAUUGUAUUUUCCUACUUUAGAAGUCAAUCGUGCUCCUGGUUCCUGCUUAAUUUUAAAGAUCACUGAAAAAAAUGAUUCAUUCAAUUGACUCAAUUUUUUAAGGUAAGUGGUUGCAUUCAAUUUAUUUAAGCUACAUUUGAACAAAAAAAAUUAGAAAGACAAAACAAAACAAAAAACUUUUGUUUAAAUGUACCUUAAAUAAAUUGAUUGCAACCACUUACCUUAAAAGAAUUUAGUAAAUUGAAUGAAACAUUUUUUCACUUUUGUUUAGCAGAACAAAGACAUGUAUACAGGUUUGAAACAACUUUGUGGUGAGUAUCUGAUGACAUAAUUUUCAUUUUUGGGUAAACCAUUUAAUUCAUAUUUUUAAAGCCACCUUUAGUCGACAACCUUCUCAAUAAAACUUUUUUGACGUUUCUUCUAUUAAAUGACUAGAUGCAGUCACCACAUUUGAAGAAAAACUUGUGCAACUAUUUAAUAAACAUUGAUAUUUUGUUUAUUAUAAUAAAUAAAUGCAGUGUCCCACAUAUGUAUCACGGUUAUUAUUUUGUAUGAGUACUAAAAGCUACAGUAUUAGUUUCUUAUGGGCAUGUUUAGGAUAUUGGCAGCCUCUGGUCAGUGAGUUUGAUAUACAAUGAGAAUUACUAAUGGCAUUAUUGAAUAUAGGCGAACGUGCAUAACUUAAAACUUUUUGUGUCACAUUAUAUACAAUCAGUCUUUUAUUAUGUGUAAUAAAAAAAUAUCCAAACGAAAUAUGAGACAAAUAAGUUUCUGAGGACGACAACAUAACCUCCCAAUAAAAUAUGUGCCACUGAUGAUUAAAUGAAGUGUCUGCAGAAUAGCUGUCCAUCUCCACUAAUGCUUUUCUUGUCAGGCAUUUAAAUUGAACUUGUUUGAUUUUUGCGUGGUCGAGUGUAAAUACCAGAAAGAUUCCCAUUGAUUGUAGUGUGAAGGCGUUGUUUAUUCUACCCAGAUGUACAACAGUAUUUGAAAACAUUGUGUUAUUUGAGUGUCCACUUUAUUUAUUUAUAAGCUGAACAUGUUUGUGAGGGUGAAGAGAGAGAGUGUGUAUUUGUGCGUGUGUGUGUGUGUGUGUGUGUGCGUGCACAGGCUGCUGCCAUUUUCUGUUACGUUUAUGCAUCUACAUUUUUGAAAUUUAAAAUCAUUGUUACUGUAUGUUUUCCUGUAUCAGUUUUUCUAGGUAAUCACAUUUUUUAGGACAAGCACUAUCACAUUUAUCAAUCACAGAGGACAUUUCUUUGUGCUUGUUGUCUUCUGGGACUAAAUUAUGAUUUUUUUAAAUGAUGUCAAAUGCAGUGUAUAGUCCCAAAAACUGAAGUUUCAGUUUUUUUGAAGUGAAAGAGGAUGAAAUUAAAUAAAUUUUGUGUCUAAAUUUGUGUGAAUGACCUUAAUUGGAAAUGUUAUGUGAAAUUUACAAAUGUACUCUUUUUUUUUUCCAUGCAUUUCCAUUUUUUGAUGCACAAGUUUCAGUAAUUGGAGUCUAUGUGCAUAAUAUUUAGUGAUACAAUGCAAUAAGUGAUCGGGAAAGUUUAUCAAAGACCAUUUUUGAUCUGUUAAUGCAGCUUUCUCUAAUAAAUGUUCAAUUCUGAAUGCGUAUUCAUAUGAACACAUUAUUACGAUUAUUGUGUCCCACUAAAAGGGUGUCAUUUCUAUUUUGAGGUUAGUAAUUUGUCCGUGAUGUUUUAUUUUUAAGAUGAAAUUAAUUGAGAGUCACAUUAUAGAUAAAAUGGAUUCUCUAAUCAUUUCUAAUGCUGUUUCAAUACUGUAGUAAUAAUGUGUCUUGUGAUUUCCUAACACUGACUGUCCCACUUUAUCACAUAGCAUUUUUUUCUGUGCCCCCCUUCUGUCUUCCAUCUUCGUAUGAGUUUUCAAAACUUCAUUCAAACUUUCUAUAAACACAACUGAACAUUUGUGUAUCUUAAAAACAUCUCUUAAUCGGUUUAUUCAGAAUUAAUACUUUAGCCAGAUAUGUUAAAAUUGCAUUUGUAAUCAGUAUUUAUAUUCACAGAGUGACUCUAAAAAUCUCUGUAUUCAUUUGUAUGAGAUUAAAUAUUAAACUGAUCAUUUCGUUAUGCGGUUCAAUGGGAAACUGAACACACAAACUUGAGUGGCCUGCAAUGUGACGCACAGCUUUUGUGACAAGCAAAAUGAUCUGUAAUCCUGAGAGGGUGACUUACAAUUGCCUGCUUUCAAGAUUUCUUGCCUGGAGCCAACAGCUUCAAGAAUAUUUGAAAUGUAUCUCUGAAAUGUCUAAGGUGUGCCACUGUCCGGGAUCUACCGGUAGAUAAAGGUUAAACAGAUGCUGUUCUUGGAGUUAAGUUGGAGUGAGCCAUGUGUACUGCUAUCUUAUUGGGAUUCUAUUUGUUUGUUGAGUUGCAAUAUUUAUUUACUGGCAAAAUAAAAAUGACUUAAAGGAGGCUGA